Adineta ricciae is the source of this 1587-nucleotide messenger RNA. The record is from the annotation of a GenBank genome assembly. Lineage: Eukaryota; Metazoa; Rotifera; Eurotatoria; Adinetida; Adinetidae.
AUGACAUAUUUGUUCGACACAAAGCAUUCCAUUGGUCAUCAUAUUCAAUCGAAUUCAAUGACAAAAGACGUCGAAAAUGAAAUCGCUUCUGACUGGUUCAAUUCCCAAAUUGAACAAAUUCAAUUGAAUUUCGCAUCUGCCUUACAGCGAGUGGAAAGUGAUAUGAACGCUCAGUUGAGUUCAUUAAAGAAUGAGUUAGAAAUACGUGGACCAAAGUCACCGGAAAAUCCGCCUAAAAAAACGUCCAAUCGUGAAAUAAAAGAAUCUCGUGUAUAUGUUCCUCGCAAUUCAAUUCUGACUGAUCUCUUCGAAAUCUCACAUAUUCAAAGCGUGCGCAAUGUCUUUGCAGCUAUAUUAAUCAUAUUAGUUAUACAAGGAACACUCCAUGACCUUAUCAACGAAGGAAGGAUCAAUUUGGACUUCAAGAUCGUUUUCGAAUGUUUCGCACAUCUACAUAUCUCGCUUUUCAUUUGGUUAAUUAUGCAAUUAACUACAGCAAUUGCUGUAUACAUGGGAUUUUAUCUCUGGGCAUGUCAACGACGGAGUUUCAAACAAAACUUAAAAAUCUAUGAUUCUAUAUGGUUGUCUGCAUACGCUGUUUAUAUAAUGUUAUUUUUAAUUCUACCAUGUCGUCAAAUUGUGAAACAUGAUUUAGCCAUAGCUUCUGCAUUGAUUGUUUUACUCGAACAAAUUCGACAAUUGAUGAAAGUGCAUUCAUUCAUUCGUGAAAAUGUGCCUCGGAAUCUUUCAUUAAUCGGCUCCGACAACGCCACGUUUGUUUGUCCUGAUUAUUCGAAAUAUUUGUAUUUUCUAUUCGCCCCAACGCUGAUUUAUCGUGAUGAAUAUCCACGAAAUGCCACUAUCCGUUGGAAUUAUGUGGUGCAAAUGUUCGGACAAGUUUUGGCGUCAAUGUUUUAUGUUUAUUGUGUAGCCGUGCGAUUCUGUGUACCAACAUUUUCUAAUUUAAAUCGAAAUGAAAUUACCUUACCAAUCUUCAUAUCGGUUUUAUUUAAUUCGAUCAUGCCCGGAAGUCUCUUUCUCCUAUUAGGCUUUUAUGGAUUUUUACACUGUUGGCUGAAUGCAUUUGCUGAAAUGCUUCGAUUUGCUGAUCGAAUGUUUUAUAAAGAUUGGUGGAAUUCGACAUCGUUCGCAAAUUAUUAUCGAACAUGGAAUGUCGUUGUUCAUGAUUGGCUUCAUACGUAUGUCUAUAGGGAAAUUUAUGUGUUAAUUGGUAAGAAGAAUCGAGCAUUUCCAUCCAUUUGCGUCGUGUUGUUAUCAGCUGUCUUUCAUGAAUAUGUGAUGAUGUUUGCACUUGGUUUCUUCUAUCCAGUAAUGUUCCUUCUCUUUGGAGUCGCAGGUUUGGCUUUCCUCUUUUUGCUUCCGCGGCAUCCAGGCGUUGUGUUUAAUAUACUUAUUUGGUUAUUUCUCUUCGUUGGCGUUGGAUUACAAUCGUGUUUCUAUUUCAUGGAAGCUUACGCAAGACGAUCAUGUCCGGCAAAUAACACAAUUUGGGAUAAAGUUGUACCUCGAUCCUUUGUUUGUCGCGUUUCAUUGCCGAGUGGAAAUCUCCUACAUAUAGACUUAUAG